CAGAUAUGGAGGCCACUCACUGCCACCUUUUAUUUUCCUGUGGGCCCAGGAACUGGAUUUCUUUAUUUGGUCAAUUUAUAUUUCUUAUAUCAGUAUUCUACACGACUCGAAGCAGGAGCUUUUGAUGGGAGGCCAGCGGACUAUCUGUUCAUGCUCCUCUUCAACUGGACUUGCAUCGUGAUCACUGGCUUAGCAAUGGAUAUGCAGCUGCUGAUGAUUCCUCUGAUCAUGUCAGUACUUUAUGUCUGGGCCCAGCUGAACAGAGACAUGGUUGUGUCGUUCUGGUUUGGGACACGAUUUAAGGCUUGCUAUUUGCCAUGGGUUAUCCUGGGAUUCAACUACAUCAUCGGCGGCUCGGUCAUCAAUGAGCUUAUCGGAAAUCUCGUCGGACAUCUUUAUUUCUUCCUAAUGUUCAGAUACCCGAUGGACUUGGGAGGAAGAAACUUCCUAUCCACACCUCAGUUUCUGUACCGCUGGCUGCCCAGCCGGAGAGGAGGAGUGUCGGGGUUCGGCGCACCCCCCGCCAGCAUGAGGCGAGCUGCCGACCAGAACGGCGGAGGCGGGAGACACCACUGGGGCCAGGGCUUCCGGCUUGGAGACCAGUGACGGAGCCGCGCCGCAGGCUGCGCCCGCACCGGUGCCACCACCUGAGCUUGCUGGCGCUCUGGACCCGACCCACGCUGAAUGUAGUCUUUCAGGACCAGACAGCAUUUUUUAAAUCCUGAAGGAAACGUGUGUCCUCGUUUUGUGAUUUGCAUUCGAGCCCUUACUGCUAUGAAGAGCAAAUACCAACUGUGCUGUUCUCACAACCGACUCUGGUGUCUUCUCUUCCUCCCCCCCACCUGGGUGAUGGGGCUUGGCAGCUCCUGCUGGGGCUGGGCUGGGCCGGGGCCAUGCCUUGUCAGCGGGGCCCUUGUCUCCCUGCACACAGGCCCGCCUGCGCUUCCCACCCUGCCGCCAGGGGAGCUCGCCCUGUCGAGGUUCUGCCUCUCACAAGCUCUCCUAUGUACUGACUUCGCCAAGGGUCGGUCACGGAGGACUUCUUCCCACAGCCCGCUGGUGGCAGAGCCGUCACCGCCGGGAGAGGACGGAACAGUGGCUGAAGAGCUGCCUCUGCCUGGGGACUCCUUGACCUGGCGACGGUCGCAGCCGUUUCCGCCUCUCGGAUGCUUUUGUCAGAAAGCGCCACUGAGUCAGGGCCACAGAUUGGCUUGCUGAGGCAUGGCUGGUUGCUGGGUGUUUCUUCCCUGAGCGAGGUGCUCGGAGCUGCAGCGGAGUUGCCCCUGACUCCGGUUGGGUUGACACGGGACCCCUGGUGGCUUGCACGGAGGUGACUGCUCCGUGCCAGAGUGGCUGGUGGCGAGGCUGGGGGUUCCCAUGUCGUCUCCGAGGAGGUGUGCCCCCAGCGGCUCCUGCCCUUGACCCCGUCUUAUCCUUCUGGUGGUCCCUGACGAUGGCUGAGGGAGGACGUCGCCCUCACGUCCGUUGUUCCCCUGCCCCUCUUUCGGCCGAGGGUCUCGUUCGUCGUGAGGAUGGCGCGGCCCCACUGCACGUAGGUCGUCCUUUCUUAGAGCUGAUUCGAGCACGUCUCAGUGAGUCUCGCGUACUGAUGGGCUGUGAUGGUUUGAGAAUCGUUUGUGUUGAAGUCUUUGUUGCUUUGGGCUGUGACUGUCCAAGCUCGGUGAACCAGCCCCGCUGAAGUGCCCACCACUCCUUUUUCACAGGCGGGCUUUUGCCGUCAGAGCUUGGCUCAUCACCAAAUAAAGUUUUUUGAAGGCACGGUGUU
Molecule: messenger RNA, 1786 nt
Organism: Carlito syrichta (Philippine tarsier)
Lineage: Eukaryota; Metazoa; Chordata; Mammalia; Primates; Tarsiidae
Gene: DERL1
Product: derlin 1
Exons: 7
Coding region: 151-606 (151 amino acids)
Biological process (GO): endoplasmic reticulum unfolded protein response
Cellular component (GO): endoplasmic reticulum membrane; Hrd1p ubiquitin ligase ERAD-L complex
Molecular function (GO): ubiquitin-specific protease binding; misfolded protein binding
Source: RefSeq, a predicted model, not a curated record